ACCCACAGGAGAUGCCUGGCAGGGGUGGCUUGACUAGAUCCCCCUUGGUGCUUUCAUUCUGCCAGCAUACUUGGGGCCUUGCAUCAUCCCCAAAGAGGCGUUGAACUUUCAGAGAGCUCCUGACAGUCCCAGGGUCACGCUGUGGUUGUGGAGCGUGCAGUCACACCCGUUGGAAGGAAAACAUGACUGAAGCUUGCCUCUUCCUUUCCUCUUUUUUUCCUUUCUUCUCUCCCCCCCUCCCCGGCCGUUUACCCGAAAUAAAGUGGCAUUGUUGGAUUCUUCCUUGAAGUUCAUUCUUCCUCCUUCCAUCACCACUGAAUCGACCCAGGCUGGAAAAGAUUGACAAGGAAGCCUGGAUCAAUGUCCCAGCGGUUCCCAGCUGCCUGUGAGGAGUUCAGGAUCGCAUGACCCUGGAUAUGGACGUCGUCCUCUCCGAUUUUGUCCGUUCAACUGGGGCAGAGCCAGGAUUGGCGAGAGACUUACUGGAAGGGAAAAACUGGGACCUGAGUGCUGCCUUGAGUGACUUUGAGCAGCUUCGGCAGGUCCACGCUGGGACGCUGCCCCACUCCUUCCACGAAGGGCGCCCCUUCAAACCCGCUGAGAGAGAGGGACCCCGGCCCACGCGGCCCCUGCUCCAGCGCCAAGAUGAUAUUGUCCAGGAGAAGCGCUUGUCUCGUGGCAUUUCCCAUGCCAGUUCCACCAUUGUCUCAUUGGCACGUUCCCACGUCUCCAGCAAUGGUGGUGGCAGUGGCAGCACUGGUAGCAGCUGUGGCGGUGGCGGCGGCGGCGAACACCUCCUGGAGAUGCCCAUCUGCACCUUCCAGCUGCCCGACCUAACUGUCUACAACGAGGAGUUCCGCUCCUUCAUCGAACGGGAUCUCAUUGAGCAGUCCAUGCUGGUGGCCUUGGAACAGGCUGGUCGCCUCAACUGGUGGGCCAACGUGGAUCCCAGCUGUCAGCGGUUGCUUCCUUUGGCCACGACGGGAGAUGGGAACUGCCUGCUUCAUGCGGCUUCACUAGGCAUGUGGGGUUUCCAUGACCGAGACCUGAUGCUCCGUAAAUCUCUUUACACCCUCAUGGAUAAAGGAGCAGAAAGGGAGGCCCUGAAGCGGCGCUGGCGGUGGCAGCAAACGCAGCAGAACAAAGAGUCUGGCCUAGUUUACACAGAGGAGGAAUGGCAGAAGGAGUGGAACGAGCUGAUCAAGCUAGCCUCCAGUGAACCACGGAUGCACUAUGGCACAAACGGCAGCAACUGCGGAGGGGUGGAGGGCUCCGAGGAGCCGGUCUAUGAGAGCCUGGAAGAAUUCCACGUCUUCGUCUUGGCCCACGUCCUCAAGCGGCCCAUUGUGGUGGUUGCAGACACAAUGCUGAGAGAUUCCGGAGGGGAAGCAUUUGCUCCGAUUCCCUUUGGUGGCAUCUACCUGCCCUUGGAGGUUCCUGCCAGCAAGUGCCACCGCUCGCCCCUGGUCCUAGCCUACGACCAAGCCCACUUCUCUGCCUUGGUCUCCAUGGAGCAGAAGGAGCCCACCAAGGAACAAGCUGUGAUCCCGUUGACUGACUCGGAACACAAGCUGCUCCCUGUGCACUUCGCUGUUGAUCCUGGGAAAGACUGGGAGUGGGGCAAAGACGACAGCGACAAUGUCAAACUGGCAAGCGUGACGCUCUCGCUGGAGGCCAAGCUCCACUUGCUGCACAGCUACAUGAAUGUAAAGUGGAUCACUUUGCCUUGUGACACGCAGGCGCCACUGGCACAGCCGGAGUCUCCGACUGCCUCUGCAGGGGACGAUGCCCGAUCCGCCGUAGAUUCGGGCGAUUCAGACAAAGAAUCCGUCUGCAGCAGCUCGGCCAGCAACAGUGGGGGCAGUAAGAGUGGUGGUGGCAAGGAAAAAGAGAAAGACAAGCCAAAGAAAGACCGGGAGAAGGACAAGGAGAAGAAGCGGGCUGACUCGGUGGCCAACAAGCUUGGCAGCUUCGGCAAGACCCUGGGAAGCAAGCUGAAGAAGAACAUGGGGGGGCUGAUGCACAGCCGAACUGCCAAGGGGGCUGGUGUCAGCAAUGGGCAAGGAGAUGCCACCUUGGAGAAGAAGAAGAAACAGAAGGGCUCUGUCAAGGUGAGGAAGGGCAGCAAGGAUGAUGCAGCCUCCUCUGGCGAGUCAGGGUCCCCUUCUGAGAAGCCGUGCCUGGCCAAGGCAGCCACGGAGAAGCCUACGGACACCUCAUGCAAGUAUGGCAGUGAUGUCAAGCUCAGCCUGGGCAUCCUCAGGGCCGCCAUGCAGGGGGAGCGCAAGUUCAUCUUCGCUGGCCAGCUGAAGACAAGCCACCGGCACCAGUACCAAGAGGAGAUGAUCCAGCGCUAUCUCUCAGAUGCUGAGGAACGGUUCUCGGCCGAGCAGAAGCAGAGGGAGGCUGAGAAGAAGUUGGCGGCCCUGGGCAACGGUGGGCCAGGGAAGAAGUCGGAUUCAGAGGGCAACCCUCUCCGAGGGGAGGACACCCUCCCGAAUCCUGCCUACUCCCCGCCGGGAAUCUCAUCCUAUGGACCCCAGAGCCCCGACCUGGCUGCUGUCGGGGCUAAAAUGGCAGGCUUCCCCACCAGCUACUCAGGGGUCUUCACUAUCCCUCGCCCUUCUAUGAUGGGCAAUGUGGAGAGUGCCCAUCCCCCCAGCUACCAGGACAGCCGGCGUCAGCUUGCAGGCGGCCCCUGCGGCACUCUCCCCUCAUACGCGACGCUGCCCCGGCACUGCGCCCAGGGCCGCCCCCACCUUUACCAAGCUGACCCUCCCCACCUGGGAGGGCGCUUCUCCCCAACAGAAGCAGACAUGCCACUGAGUUACAGGGGGGCAGACUGUGACGGCUCCCCCUGCCCCAUCUUGCCCAGUAAUGGCUACCGGGAUUACCACGAGCCAGGAGGUGGUGGUGGCGUUGGCGGCAGCUCUCCAAAAGGUGGAGACCAGAGCAGAACCCAGUUGCUCUACAGUGUCCAGCAAACUAAAUGCAAGCAGCCGAACUGCAGUUUUUAUGGGCACCCAGAGACUGGGAAUUACUGUUCCUGUUGCUACAAGGAGGAACUGAAGCGGAAAGAACGGGAACGGGAGGCCUUGAUACACCGGUUCUGAGGAGCCCAGAUGAGUGUCUGUGGAGUCUGGACCCACGGGUACUGUGGGGAAUGCAAUAAUUUUUUCUCUCCCCAUCCCCUCCUGCCUCCGUUCCCUGUCUUGUUCAGGAGAAGGGAGCAAUGGGUUUGGCAGAGGGUGGCCUAUGCGUGGUGGCGCGUGAGAGGCAGCUUGCAGGGGUCAGAGGUUGGGGUAAGAGCAACUGGAGCCUGUGUCUCAGUGAGGUGUGUGUGUGGGGGGGGGGGCACACACACACAAAGAGUGGGGGACUCUUGCACAUGAUGUGUGGAGUGGGGGGAACCAGGGGUGCUUGCACAAGUGUGCAGGGAUUCGGGGGACAUUUCUGUGUUGUGUAUCCAGCGCAGAACUAAAGUCAAAACUGCACCAACCUUCUAGACCAAAGCUUUGAAUUUUGUGGGUAGAACAAAUGCAGACAACUGCAGGGAGUGCUUUCCUUCCCACUGGAUCACCCCCCCCCCCGAUUUAAUUUUUGUUUUCAUUUCAAAGGAAGGGAAACCAGCAUCCCUAUGAUAACAUUUUUACCCUCCAGAAAAUGUAAUCUUGGUUCUCUUUUCAUUAGGUAAUAUUAACAGGUGUUUUGUUGCUCAUUUGUUUCUAAAGAUAACUUGGGAUCUUUUCCCUCCCUGACACUAAACCUGGACUUUUUAAGUUGGAAAGAUCUGUUGCCCCCUCACCCCAAAUACCCAAGCCACCCCUUUGCCACCCAUUAACAAACCCCACCACAGCUGGCUUGAGCUUUUCCCGAUGACUUGGGCCUCACCAGAUAACAGAUCAACAUAUUUAAAAACUUGUAGGAAACUGAAAGUGUUAGAUAGAUGAGGAGGAAGGGAAGAACCAAGUCUCGAUACUCCAUUUUAUUUUGUGUUUUACUGUGCAAAAUGGUGAACUUGUUCACGGUCGUCGCACUUGAGCGAGAAUGCGGAAGCCGUAAUGAAAUUCGGUGGCGCAUUGAUCAAAGCAAUAAAAUGCUAAGAAAAGUUUUGAAAGGACCUAGCUGGUAACAACACCUCCUUUGCUUCCUCGAGUUUUUGCUGCUGUUCCUCCUCUUAAAAUGCGUCAGUAGAUUUUUUAAAAACUGUAUAAAAUUCUCUCUUACCUGCAGAGAAUAACUUUUCUUCCAUGCAAGCUAUAUAUAUAUACCCCCCCCCCCCCGACUACCUCUGUUCUGCUGAGUAGAAAUAAUGUGGCUCCUUUUUGUCGAGCCUGGACUCAACGGGAAUGGCAGAUAAAUACUAAAGAAUAUAGGUGUUCUAUACAUAUAAAUAAAUAUAUUUUUAACAGGGCUAUGUUUGUGUUUUGGGGUGGGAUACGGGAUGUAAAACAGAUGCUAACAACGCUCUAUUUUUCUUGCUCUUUUUUUUUUUAAAUGUAAAGAUGUAUUCCCACAAUUCUUCACGCACCUCCGCCCUCCCCCCAAAAUUGGCAUUUCGGACGCACCCGCUGUCGGCGUUGCAUUAUUUAUUGCCGACGUGUCUCUUACUAUGAGUGGGGAAAAGCUCUGUCCAUCAAUUGGCAACUUCUCCCCAUCCAGAGUUUUGAGUGAAAUAACUGUGAUCCAAAAGGAGGAGUUGUUGUUUUUAAAUAAAUUAAAUUAAAAUGGCCUUUUUGUUAAAAAUGGGCCAGCGUCUAGGCAGGUGGCUAGGUUUAUCGAGAAUCAGGGAAGAAGAGUCUUCCAAACUAUGCAAUUUCAGCGUUCCUCACCCAGGCCCUUUUUGGAGUGGGACGAGGAGAAAAGCCAAGUGUACUUAAAAUAUUUUUUUUAAAAAAGAAACUCUACCUGGGAGGUUUUCUUGGUUCUUGGAUGCCCCAUGGGCUGCCUUAAAGUCGGGUCUACAUUGGAGGCGGGAGGGUGGUGCAGAUGGGGGACUGAAGGCUGGCUAUCUUUGGUACCUCCUUUUGGAAAAGAGGCAAGGAAGGGGAUGGAGAGCGGUGGUUUAACCAUUUCAGGGGGAUUGCACCUCAAAGUGAAGGCAAGGUGGGACACUGUGGAAAGCUAUGGCUUUCUCUCUGUGUGUAUGUGUGUCUUUUGGGGACAUUUUUCUCUUUUGCAUGGGAUGACCAUCUGAGGUGGCUUUUUAGAGAUUAGAGGACUGUCAAAUGUGAUGAGGAUUUGAGACAGGGAUGGGCAAAGUGUGUCCCAUAAGCCGCGGCCUGGGGUCAAAUAAAUCCCCUUAUUUUUUUACCCCCAGAUGCCUUCUUCCACAUUGAGGGCCACCCCAGGGUCCAGUUUAGGACCAGGAAGUGACUUCCACUCACUUCAUGUUAUGGCCUGAAAACAUGGUGGACAGUGGGCCACAAAAAUAGCCCUGGGGCCACAUUUGGCCCAUGGGACACAAUCUGAGUAUCCUUGAAGUAAGGGCUCACAGAAAAAAACAUGUUUUUUAGACAUGAGAAGGAGGGAGUUGACAAAGAGAUUCAAAUAUUGUUGAGUUUUGGACCUGUGCAUUGGGGUCGCCAGGAAAUAUUUCUCUGCAGGCUGUGCAUUGGACAGUGCCUUUCUUUUUGUUCAUUUUUGGACCAUGGCUCUCUCAAUCCUCAAGACUGUUGGAGGCUGUGGGCCAAAAACUAGAAAGGGUCACCGUCUUCUCCGAAGCUGUGGCAUGAUGGAGGUGGAAGAUGGCAGGUGUGCUGGAAGAACCAGAGCCAAGUGAAAGAUGGAGAUCCAAGACUUCUCCUGGAUCAGAGGAGAGCUUAGUGCGUUCUCCAAAUCAAUGGAGGAGAGGACAGUUUGUCUUCUUUUUUGAAGCUUGGUCUUGAGGACAAGCCUCUUUGUUGUGUGGGAAUCCAGUAGAAGUGACCAUCCUAAGCUUUUCAGGCAGAAAAAGCAGCUAAGAAAAGCUCCCUUUGGUGGAAGGCUUGGUUGAGUCAGGUCUUGUAAUGCGCACAGAUACUCUGACUUAGAUGGAUAAGUUGCCAUUUUCCACUAAUGACUAUGUGUUUUUUUCAGAAAUUCUCUAAAUAGAUUUCUAGGGGUCCAACAGACGAAAUGGUUGCAUCUGUUGAGCUCCUCCUGCCCACCCCAACCCCAAAGACAUGACUGGGUGCUUUAGAUUCCUCCCGAUCAGAGAGUUCAGACUUUGAGCCUUCACAGGUUUACCUCUUUUGUUGAAUGUCUCAAUCCCGUCGCAAAAGGCACAACCACAAAUGGAAUAGGGAGUCCAGGCAAAGUUGUUGGAUUGCGGCUUGUUGUUGUGAAUUAGAUCUCCACACGCACACCUUGUUAUACAACUUGGGGUAUAACUUAGUGCCAGUACAAAAGAAAAUGGCACCCAAGCACACUGUCCAUUUUGUCCAUUGGGUCAAGGGGAUAUCUUGGAGUUGUCUCCCUCUCUUUUCGGGGAUAGCUGUGCCUCCGCUUGCAAUACUUGUCCAGUCGCUGUCUAAAAAAAUACAGUCUUCCUUCCUUGCAAAAUCUACCAGAAUUUCUCAAGUCCAGAGAACAUGAUAAAGGUCUUCCAUCAUCCUGGUUUUCCACUAGUUUCCUCCAAACUAAGUUUUUUAAGAUUCAAAUUUCAUUACCAAUAACUCUCCAUCUUCUCUCCCUCUCUUUCCUUCUCCCCCUAAAAAUCUUAUUACUGCAAUUAAGGUAUACAGAUUGUAGCAUCUUUUUUUAAAAAAUCAAGCAAAAAUGAACUUAAAACGACUCGAGGUUUUUUUUUUAAAGAAAAAAAAUACAAGGAUAUUUAAAGAAUAUUAUUUUGCUAUAAAGAGUUGCAACUUUUAAGACCCUGAGUCCGAAGCCUUUCCGCCUUAAUGAAUUCUGAUUAAUGCUUUCAUACCAGGGUUAAGUUUGAAUCCAUGAAACUUGACACUGUUCCCUUAUUUCUUCCUUAGGUUUUAUUUUAAUUUUUCUAGGUGACUUUGUUUCCUUUAUGGUGAAACAAACCCCAUUCCCCCCUCCCCUUUAAAAAAGGGAUUAUUAACACACAGAAAUACAAAUCUUAUUUAUUAAAAAUGAUACAAAAUUCCCCUCUCCUCUUUAUCCUUUUUUGACGCAUAGUUGAAAACUGAAUGCAGUGGGGAAUUUUUUUUUAAUGGUACCUCUUCUUUUAUGUUUUAAUUUAAUUUUUUUUAAAGGAGGUUUUAAGAAAGUAGUUUCCUAGGCACCUUUUUGUUUUUUUAACUAAUAGAAGUGAUCACAAAAUAAGCUUUUAUUAAAUCUUGGUGUAUUAAGUAGAGAGCAUUUUGAGGAUUUGAAGGGAGCGGCGUGUUGUUUGGUUGUGGUCUGGCACCCUCUAAUGGACAGGAGAGGUUAUGGCAUCCUUUGGCGAGAAAAAGAAACUUUCGGAAUUGCUUUCCGAAUGGGCGAAAAACCCUGAAUGUGUGUAUGAUAUCCCCCAGCGCCCUUCUGGAGGGGGAAAAGUCUUGUAAAGGUUAAACACAAGUGAGAUUUAACGGUAAAAGGGCUGAGGCAUUAGCUGCUAGAGCUGUACUUUGGACAGUUAACGUUAGGAUAUUCUCUGUGGGGCUUUUUGCUCCUUGCCUAGGGGAAAAAUCACUUUAAUCGAACUGAGUAUUUUGCUUGUUUCAUCUUGACGGACACGAAUAGGUUUUUGCACAGCAAAAGAAGAGAUGUAUAUCCUCGUUGUCGGACAACCUCCUUUUUAACGCGAGUGCACCGCUCUUUUUCCCAUCUUGGUUUCCUUCCGUUUGUUCUACUCUGUUGGGAUUGUGGAGAGGGAAGGAAUAGAAUGGCUUUUUCUUUAAAAGAGGAAAACAAAAAGUCCAGGAUAUAACUGUAACCAGCUUGUAGAGUUCUCCGUAGCAAAGAUUUGUUGUUUUUCCCCUCUUUCUUUCUUUCUUUCUUUCUUUCUCUGUUUUCUUUCCCUGCUAGUUGUCCAAGAAGUGACCUGAAUUAAUUCUCCGAUUGUUGUUGACAAUAAAGACUUAUUUUUUAAAAAGGACGGAGUUUAUUUAA
This is a messenger RNA of Sceloporus undulatus (fence lizard), 8049 nucleotides long. RefSeq names its product OTU deubiquitinase 7B (gene OTUD7B). The record is from RefSeq and is a predicted model, not a curated record. Bases 405 to 3113 code for a protein of 902 amino acids. Gene Ontology annotation, molecular function: DNA binding; zinc ion binding; cysteine-type deubiquitinase activity. The transcript has 12 exons. Gene Ontology annotation, cellular component: cytoplasm; nucleus. Lineage: Eukaryota; Metazoa; Chordata; Lepidosauria; Squamata; Phrynosomatidae. Gene Ontology annotation, biological process: protein K63-linked deubiquitination; protein deubiquitination involved in ubiquitin-dependent protein catabolic process; protein K48-linked deubiquitination.